GUGUCUUAAUCAUUAAGGAAACAUCAUGUAACAGUUAUAGAUGGUUAUUAUAUAAAAUUUUCAUAAUGUGUGGUCUAAUAAUAAAAUUACGUUAUAGUAAGUAGCAUUCAUGAAGCUUUAAUUUAUGUAACUUUUAUAUAAUAUUGUUACAUAAAUAUUUCAUAAUGUGUUGUCUUAGAAAGUAACCAGAAAGUAACAUAUGAUUAAAUUGUUAUGGUAAAAUUAGAUGUAGGAGAUAAAUAACUAUUAUAUAAAAUUAUUACAUAAAUCUUUUCUAAUAUGUGGUCUAAUGAUAAAAUCAAAUUUUAGAAAGUAACAUAUAUUUUAGUAAUAAACAUUGAAAGUAAAGGAGUUUCAGUUAAUAAUUAUAUAUUUAAUAACCGAUCUACGAAAUGUUUGUAUAAUGUUAAGUUGAAUGUAGAGAAAAUAUUUAUUGUAUAAUUUCAUUUAAGUUUUAGGCUUAUCGUAAAAUUGGUUGUAGUGAGAUAAAACUCAUAUGAAUAGUAUUGCUAAAGUGAGAAAAAGGGGAUUAUGGUAAAAUUAGGUAUAUGUGAUAAAACUCCAUUGUGAACAGUACCUGUUGAGAAAAAAUCUUAUGUGACCAUUAUAAAUAGAUUACAUAAAAUUUUCAUUAUGUGUGGUCUAAUAAUAAAAUCACAUUAUAGUAAGUAACAUCUAUGAAGUUUUAAUUUACGUAACAUAGAAUAAUUUUAUAUAAAUCUUUCUUAAUAUUUGGUAUAACAAUAAAAUCAAGUUGCUACGUAAGAAAAUAUUUAUUUGGUAAUAAAGUUUAUUGAUAAAUUUAUAUUUUUGUGUUUUUGGUUUUCUUUUUAUCAAAAAAGAAGCUGAAAGUAUAUGCCUUCUUCUCUUCUCUGCCAGUACCCGUCAAAGAUUUGUGAACUCGAAGAACAAAGCAAAUUGUUCAGAAAUCAGAAAAAGAUAAAAAGUAGUAGAUUGGCAUUAAAUGAGCUUGCUUGUUCAGCCCCAGGCAAAAUUCAUUGGGGAAACCUUAAGUAUGGAAGGGAAUAUCAUGGAGCAGCGGGUGUGGAACGAGGUUCGGUUCAGUUUUGACUAGACAUAAUUCAUGAGAAUCGCGGUUCAUUAGUGAAAGACAUCUUAGGAUCAAAGAGCGGACCAUCAUUGCGUUCGGUCUAUUUGGCCCGAUUCAGUCCGAUCAAAAUAUCAGUUCCGUCCAUCAUUUAUUCAGUAAUUGUAAAAUUCAUGUGUACCAAGGACUGGAACGCAUUAUACUUGGUCCGGUGUGGUCCGGUCCAAACUUCGGUUUGAUUCAGUGCGGUGCAGACCCAGACCAGACCAUUCCACACUCCUAGCGCUUAGGUGAUUAAUUCCUAAGUGACCAGUAACUAAUUUAAUUUUUUUGCAACAAUGUGGCUUUUGCUAUUUUUUUCUAAUGAAACAGUAAAAAUAUGUAAAAGUAACUUGUGCUAUUAAUAAUAAUAAUAAUAAUAAUAAUUAGUCAAUCUAACAGACACUUUCCAAUCAUAUUCUAAGUUAAUUGCUCACUGCAACUUAUUUUUUUAGUCAGUAUAAAGUCAUAAAUCUAAAUGAUAGGAGGUUAAAAAGUUUGGACUUUGCUACGGUGACAUGCACUUUUCGGUCGACAUCAUAUAGAAUUAGGUCGGCCUAAUAUGUUGUUUCAGUGUAAAACAGUUUCAUGGUGCCUACUUUGGAGAUUCAUAUCUUACAAUUGGCUAGAUGGAAAUUGGAGAUUAAAGGCUUGUUUUGAAGCUGAAGUGUCCCUCUACACAUUAAAGUACUUGGGAGCUCAAUCGAAAGUCCAAAAGACCAUUUUUGAACCUGACCAAAAGGCUAUGUCAAAACUGGGAAACUGCCUGAAAAUGGCUAAGUCUGGCAACGUGUUUGUCAAGCCUACUUUGGAGCUCAAUUUGAGAAGCAUGGAUGCGAGUCAAGUCCAGAGGCCUCUACCACGUUAAAUUACGUAUUUUAUUAUACAAAGGCAAGGCAUUGGAUGAAAGAUUGAAUAUCUUUAAGGCUUCAAACAAAAGGGUCGAAGUUGCUACGAAGGCUGUUUUUCUGGCAGACUCCAAGCAAGUCUGCCAGAAAAACAGCCUUCGUAGCAACUUCAACCUUUUUGUUUGAAGCCUUAAAGAUAUUCAAUCUUUCAUCCAAUGCCUUGCCUUUGUAUAAUAAAAUACGUAAUUUAACGUGGUAGAGGCUCCUGGACUCGACUCGCAUUCAUGCUUCUCGAAUUGAGCUCCAAAAUAGACUUCACAAACACGUUGCCAGACUUAAGCCAUUUCCAGGCAGUUUUCCAGUUUUGGCAUAGCCUUUUGAUGAGGUUCAAAAAUGGUCUUCUGGACUUCCUAUCGAGCUCUCUCCCACUUCAAUACGUAGAGGGACACUCCAGCUUCAAAACAAGUCAUUAGUCUUCAAUUUCCAUCUAGCCAAUUGUAUGAUAUGAAUAUCCAAAGUAGGCACCAUGAAUUGUUUUUACACUGAAACAACAGAUUAGGUCGACCUGAUCCUAUAUUAGGUCGACCUGAUCCUAUAUUAGGUCGACCGAAUCCUAAAUGAGGUCGACCAGAUCCUAUAUGAGAUCGACCGAAUUCUAAAUGAGGUCGACCUAAUCCUAACUGAGGUCGACCGGAAAGUGCAAGUCAUCGUGACAUGCAUGUCACCGUAGGCACACCCAAAAAGUUUAUAUGUGAGAGAUUUGAACCGUGGUUAUUGAGCAGAGGACUAGAGCUUUAACAACUAGUGUAUUUUCCACACAAUUUAUGUGUGUAAAUUUAAUUCUGUACUAAUCUUGGAAUUCCUACUCACGUUGUGGUGGAUGUUCUCAUUCCUAUAUGUUACCACUAAACCUAGUGUGUAUACUUACAUGCAUCUCAAAAUCAGACUUUAUAAAAUUAAUUAGAGUUACUUUAUUUUCAAUUAUGGGGUUAAAUUCUUGACAAAAAUGCAAUAAAACUUAAAAAUUCUU
This is a messenger RNA of Linum trigynum, 2965 nucleotides long. Lineage: Eukaryota; Viridiplantae; Streptophyta; Magnoliopsida; Malpighiales; Linaceae. The record is from the annotation of a GenBank genome assembly.